This is a messenger RNA of Bombyx mori (domestic silkworm), 6176 nucleotides long. It is a transcript of the gene unc-119, whose product is annotated as protein unc-119 homolog. The record is from RefSeq and is a predicted model, not a curated record. The coding region runs from base 580 to 1224 and encodes 214 amino acids. Gene Ontology annotation, biological process: cilium assembly; lipoprotein transport; nervous system development. Gene Ontology annotation, molecular function: lipid binding. NCBI's taxonomy places the organism in Eukaryota, Metazoa, Arthropoda, Insecta, Lepidoptera, Bombycidae. The transcript has 4 exons. Gene Ontology annotation, cellular component: cilium.
CUAGAAAUAAAGAGCACUCGCUUUUCCUUACUAACGCAUCGAGAGCACAUCCGACAGGUCUAUCAUUGGUGGCAAUCUAUGCUCGAAACGCAAACCGGAAACGCGAUAUUCCAGUUUACGCAAAAAUAUUGUAGGAAUAGGUAACAUGAGUUUCAAGCUGACAUAUAAAAUAAAGCAUAUGGGCUUCCUUAAUAUUUCAUAGAUCAUCUAUUUUUGGUCUGUUUAAUUUUAAAAUUACAGCAAAGGACAAUGAAACGAUACACUGCAGAUUGCAAUAGAUCAUUUCUUUUGUUGAACGAAUGACAUUGAUGCUCAUUAAGACUUAUGACAGUUUAUGUCAUUAAAUAUUUGACAGAUCGAGUCAAGAAGCCCGGAAAACCCUUGAAAACAAGAAAAUGGUGUUGUAAAAAGACCAUUUUUUUCUUCUUUUCAAAAAUUUGGAGACUGGUUUUGAUGGUUUAAAAAGUAAAAGAUAAAAUGUUUUGAUAUAAUCUACGUUGUACAAAUCUUAUAAUUUCACUAGUGCCUCCCUUUUUAAACUUAAGUCCUGAAAACCAAACAGGUUACUUUGUCCGCAAAAUGAGCCUUGUCGGAAAAAAAUGUGAAUCGAUAUCUUUACACGAAUCAAUUAAAGACGAUGUGAUUUCCAAUCAAGUAACUCCUGAAGAUGUAUUGAGAUUGGAGAGAAUUACAGAUACAUACCUCUGCAGCCCUGAAGCUAAUGUAUACGACAUCGAUUUUACGAGAUUUAAAAUUCGAGAUUUAGAAACUGGAACGGUGUUAUUUGAAAUAGCUAAACCUCCGACUGAUUUCGGCGUCGAUAAUGAUUCUUUGGAAGAUUCCACAGAGGAGCCCUUGGAUCCAAAUGCGGGGAGAUUUGUUCGUUAUCAAUUCACACCACAAUUUCUGAAGUUGAAAACUGUUGGCGCUACAGUGGAAUUCACAGUUGGGGCUCGUCCAGUUAACCAUUUCAGAAUGAUUGAGAAGCACUUCUUCAGGGAUACACUACUGAAAACUUUUGAUUUUGAGUUUGGUUUCUGUAUUCCAUUCUCAAGAAACACUUGCGAGCACAUUUAUGAGUUUCCAACGUUGCCCCCUGACUUAGUUGAGGAAAUGAUUGCUGCUCCUUUCGAGACAUGUUCUGACAGUUUUUACUUCGUGGACAACCAAUUGGUGAUGCAUAACAAAGCAGAUUAUGCUUAUAAUGGAGGUAUCAACAAUUAAAGUCUACUAUUCACAAUAUUUUGGAGAGAUUGCACACUUUCACAAAACAAAAAAAAGUUCAGUUAUUGAAUAUUUACAUUAGUUAGGUAAUUAUGUUUAAUUUUUUACUUUUACUAAAAUUGUGAUAAUAUUGAAAAUUUAAUUUUAUUUACAUGUUUAAUUAUAUUUAGUAUUUUUACAUGUGGGUAGUGUUGCCCUAUAAGUCACACAAAAAGAAAUAGGUAAUCUCAUGAUGAUAUUUAGAUAAUAAGUUUUUAUUAAAGACAUUCCAUAUAUUAUAUUUAUCAAGUUGACUGAAAAUAAUUAUGCUCUUUCAUGUUAGAAAAGAUGAUAAUACAGGACAAUUAAUAAUUCACGUAAAUAUACUUUAAAUAAUUGAAUCUCAAAUGUUUAAUCAUUGACAAAAUAUAGCUUGUUUUAAUAGAAGAUUGAAAAGGCUUUGAAAAGUCAAUGGGAAAAUAUAAUAUACUUAUAGCUUUUUCGGUAGUCUUAAAUAUUUGUUAUAUUUUUAUUAAAUUAUGUAAUGAUUUAAAUAUUAGAUAUUUUAUAAAGGAAAUUGACACCAAUGAGCACAGAGUUUGGAUCUACACCAAAACUUUAAUUUGUGUGAAUCACAAUUUUAGAUAAUAAUAGGAAGUAGUUGUUUCACUACUAUCUGAUGCUAGUCAUUUGUGCAAGUUCUCAGUGACAUUUGAGUGAUAACAAUAAUGUGCAUUUGGAGAUGUACAGGGAUUAUGAAAAAUUGAUAAUAAUAAUGUCCUUCCCCAUUUAAAUAUACUUAUUAUUCUCACACAUUCUAAUGGUAUACAAAUGAAAAAUUCAAGUUUAAAAUUGUAAAUAAAUAAUGUAUAAAUUGAAAUUUACAAUCAAUGCAAAUCUUAUUAAGUUAUAAGUAAAGCUUAAAUAAACAACCAUCUUAAACACAAUGAUAAUUUUAACAAAAUAUAUGCUAAUAAUAAAAACCUCUGAUCUCAAUCUAUGACUGAAAUUGCUUUCAAAUUUUUUAACGCAAUCUUCAAUGGACUGAUUAGUAUUUUUUUAUGAACAAAUUAUAAUUUGUGGCAUUUAAACCUGGUUCAAAAAUUUGUUCUCUUACGUUUCUCAACACAGCAGGAGUUGAGUUCUCAUAGCACAGAUCAUUUUUGCCAUCUAGAUCUUGAGUGCAUUGCACUCAGAAAACAUGUUGGAGGGACCAAGUUGUUCCUUGAGUGCUAUGAUAUGUCCUUGAAAUGAAGUUUGAAGAAAGUGCAACUCGCAUUGUUAAUGUCUAUGAGUGACUGUGCCCUCUCAUAAGCGGGGUGCACAGUUGAAUGAAACUUAUAUUGGUAAUGGAGAACUCUUCAAAAAGAAAAUAUUUUUCCCCAUACAUAUAGCAUCAAGCUUGGAUUUCAAAAAGUCUGAAAAUCAUAUAUAAUAAUCUCUCCACAAAUCGUAGAAUUCAAUGUUUCCUGAUGCAGACAAAUUGUAGAUAAGUGUGAAAAAAGUAUAUGAAAUCAACUGCCAUUUUUUUAGGUAAAACAAGUUUUCAUUCUGUUACUUUACUAAAACCAGUGAUCAAGAUCAAACAUAUACCUAUUUUGAAUCAUGCGUAAACUUUGUAAGAUUUGCGUGUUGGUUGAUAGUGACAUGAAGCAGAAUCCUUUUAAAUAUGCUGGUAGGAAUGUCAUGCCGUCCAAAAACCCUUUAUUUCAUCAAGUGACCUUCUUUUAAAUUUUAUGUCUAUAAAAUCACCUAACACCAUGUGUUCAAUGAGUGAAUCUACUUUUAAUCUGUUUACUUGGGUUGGGUAUUGCACAGGUCGUAAAAUAUGUUAUAUAAUCGUAUCGUGUUUGAAUAACUCAUAUUAUUUUUCAACAAACAAAAUUGUAUGUAAUAUUUUAUGUCAAAUAAUAUGGGAGCUGUAGUAUUAGGCAAAAUUUUGGGGGCGGCUAAAUUCACUAGGAUAUGUUAAGAAAACGUUACUAGUGAGACUCGCAAUGAGCGGAAGCAGGAGGAUGAUUGUCAAUGACAGUAACCUUUCAGUUGUAAUGCUAUUAGUAACCAAAGCACUGUGCGCUUAAUGCGAGUUUGUGGGGGCGCUGUUCCAACUCCAUACAAAUUUGAGUUAAAAAAUCCUAAAGUUAAAAACUCGCAUUAAGCGUACAAAUGUCACCGUACUCGUCGAAGGGUUCAGGGUGACCUUGGUACAUAGCAUCGGCCUGCUGAGUUUUUUGCUCUUUUUCAAUGCGUUGCGAUUCCUAUCAGUCUUGACUUUCUCGGAGGCGUUGUGGUAGUUAUCAGCAACUACUCUCUCGUAGACCGAAAGCCAAAGCUGAAUUAAUUGGCUUUAAAAAAAAACUAACGUACCUGUUUAGCUGUAUUAUUUUAGAAUGCUGUUUUAAAAAAAAAAAAUACAACAAUAACGCUAUUUCUUUAUCAUUUCCACCGAAAUAAACUACCUUAUAAAAUCAGUGCAUAAAACGAGCAAGUUGUUGUCGAAAUGUGUAAAACCUAAAACCAUAAUAUUAGGGGUUCAAGUAUAAAAUUGCCGAUUUGUACUGAAAAAUCGAAAUUUGUUUUUUUUUUCAUUUAACAUAUUUAUUUAAUCAAAAUAUUUACAUUAGCUUUUGCCCGCGACAUCGUCCGCGUGGAAUAGUUACUUUGGCAUAACGCUAAAUUUUACCCGCCACUUCAUUUACGUAGAAGGUGAAAAUAUUUUUGAAUAAUAAAAUGUUAAGGAGUUAUUUAAGGUACCAAAAUCACGCUUUUUAACCGACUUCAAAAGAGGAAGUUAUCAAUUCGACCAUCUAUGUAUGUUCACCGAUUUUUCGGGAAUGCUUGAACCGAUUCUGAUAAUUCUUUUUUUUUGUUCGAAAAGGUAGACUUUCUGAAUGGUCCUGUUUACAUCAAGAUCUGAUGAUGGGAUCUUGGAGAAAUCCAGAAAAAUCUAUAAUUGUCAAAGCCUAUCUUGAAGUGAUUUGGGUGUUUCAAUGUUGUAAUGAAUAACGUAUUUAUUUGAAUAGGGAUUAAUAUCAUCUUUAUAAAAACACCUUCACAAAAAAUGCUUUUUUUUAGAUCAAAUUUGUUUAACAUAAAAAAACCUUAUAGUGACCAAACUUAAUAUAUAGACAUAUGCUGUCGCAGAUUUUUUUUAGAUCUUUUAAAGGGGAACAAUUCUCUCAUACAUUACUUUAGCGAAACUUUAACCGUUUCCGCAGCGCCCGCAGUGAAAGCUUUCAAAAGAGACUAAAACCCCGAUUUUGAACCAUUCUUUAUUGGUGCUCCACUUGCAUUGGUCUUAGCGUGAUGUUAUAUCAUAUAUCCUUCCUCGAUAAAUGGGCUAUCUAACACUGCAGACCAGUAGUUCCUGAGAUUGGCGCGUUCAAACAAACAAACUCUUCAGCGUUAUAGUACUAGUAUAGAUUAUUAUCUAUACAUUGCUGCCAUCUAAUAAGAAAGUCAUUUAUGGCUUUGCGAUAGAACUCUGGUGAUCGAGAUUCUACAAACUGUGUGAAAGCAUUUUGUAUUGCCUCCUGUUAAGAAAAGUUUUUGUCACGUAGAAAAUUGUCCAAAUCACGAAAAUAAUGGUAGUCCAUUGGAGCAAGGUCUGGCGAAUACGGAGGGUGACGAAUGGUUUUUUAAUUGGAGUUCCUAUAGAGUUAAAACCGUUAGGAACGUUUCGAGUUAUCAAGGAGCAAUAAUGGUGAAGGUCGGUUCAUGAAUCGAGGCUGUUUCACUGCAAGUUUUGCUAUCAUUGUUCGGAGUUCGGCACAGUAGACAUCUGCCGUUAUUGCUUGACCAGAUCGGAAAAAGCUAUAGUGAAUAACACCAUGCUAAGACCACCAAACUGUUACCAUUACCUUUUUAUUGGUAAGCUUUGCUUUAGGACACGCGUUUGCGGCGUUUAACUUGGGGUCAGCCAUUGCAUUUUUCUAAUAUUCCUUCAUUUCUUUCUCGAUUCAACAAGGCAACACAAUUUUCAACACGCGUUUCUUUCUGCAGAUCAGUCAAAUCAUGAGGCACACAUUUUUCAUAUUUAUUUUAUUUUAUUGAUUUGAUAAAUGAGCUAAUAUUGUUGGUAAGGUAACGUUAAACCAUGCCACUAAUUCCUGGGUAAUUUGGCUCGGAUCGGCUUCCAUCAUCUCUUUCAAUUAAUUGUUAUUCACAUGUAUGGGCGGUCUUCCACGUGGUUUGUUCUUCAAAUCAAAAUCUCCAUCACGAAAGUGUUUAAACCAAAGUCGCACGGUGCGUACAUUAGCAGUCCCCUCUCCAAACGCAACAUUGAUAUUGCGAGCUGUUUCUGCAGCGUUAGUUCCGCGUCGGAACUCGUAUUCAAAAAUCAUUCGAAUUUUCGAAAUAUUCAUCUUUCUUGUCUAAGCUGAUUAAAAAAAGCAACUGAAAGUCGAUAAUCGAAUGUUGCACAUUUAAAAAAAAAGAUCCUCAUAGGUUGUCCACAAGUCCACCAUUUGAAGGUAGGUAUUCAAGGCGUAAUUUUGCAAUUUAAUUUUAAUGAACUUGUGGCGGUAGCCAUCAAUGCGAUGCUACUGCAUUCACAUAUUUGACUAUCAAAUUUACGAAAACUGAAUAAAAAUCGAUUGGCAGUUAAAAAUAUAAAUCAUAAAAGCCAAAUUCCAACCUACCAAAUUUUAAUAUCCUUUGAAACUUCUAGCGACAGCUAUUGGUAGAAUUGGUAAAAUCAGUUUUAAAUAUUGUAGCCCACACACGUAGGUAAUACGUAAACCGACAAAAAGUUAGAUAGGGAAAGAAAAAAACUUGGAAGAAAGAGCCAACUAGUGGCACCAGUAAUCAUCAGUUAAACCAGCAAUAAAAUUAGUAGGUAGCAUAGUAAUUUGGGAUGGAUAAAAUAGAAGAAGAAACUUAUGUGAUGUUGCAGAUUAGUUCAUAACUCUAAAUCGUUAAUUUACUCACUGUUUAACUAGUUUUCUCAGAAAUAAAAAGAAUGAAUAAAAUGA